ACGCUUUAUAUUUAGAGCUAUAAUUCACCUUACUGGUUCACUUCAAACGUGCCUGACCCUUCACGACCCAGUUUGGAGUUUUCUUGGCAAAGUUUAUGAAAUGGGCGAUUCUGAUGAUGAUGACAUCCCUCAGCUUUCUUCCCAUACCCUAGCAGCUCUGCAGGAAUUUUAUGAUGAACAGCAGCAGCGAAAGACUGACCCUGGUGAAGAUAAUAAAUAUAACAUUGGGGUAAUAGAAGAAAAUUGGCAAUUGAGUCAGUUUUGGUACAGUGAAGAAACAGCAUUACGAUUAGCUUCUGAAGCUAUUAUGGCUGCCGGUAAAGGUGGAAGGAUAGCAUGUGUCAGUGCCCCAAGUGUUUACCAGAAAUUGAGAGAGUUGAAUGGGGAAGACUUUUCCAUAUGUAUCUUGGAAUAUGACAAAAGAUUUGCAGUCUAUGGAGAGGAGUUUAUCUACUAUGAUUACAACAAUCCUUUAAAUUUGCCCAAAAAGCUUAUUCCACAUAGUUUUGACAUUGUUAUUGCUGAUCCACCUUACCUUUCUGAAGAAUGUCUCAGAAAAACAGCAGAAACGAUCAAGUACCUAACACAAGGAAAGAUUUUGCUCUGCACAGGUGCUAUCAUGGAGAAGGAGGCAGCAGAACUUCUUGGGGUGAAGAUGUGCAGAUUUAUUCCAAAACACACUCGAAAUUUGGCAAAUGAAUUUCGAUGUUAUGUCAAUUAUGAUUCUGGGCUGAAUUCUGAAGUCAGUUGUUCAUAGCACUAUAAUAGGAGAGAAGUCCUGAAUAAAAUGCUCUAUUUCC
Molecule: messenger RNA, 800 nt
Organism: Gracilinanus agilis (Agile Gracile Mouse Opossum)
Lineage: Eukaryota; Metazoa; Chordata; Mammalia; Didelphimorphia; Didelphidae
Gene: EEF1AKMT1
Product: EEF1A lysine methyltransferase 1
Exons: 5
Coding region: 101-757 (218 amino acids)
Biological process (GO): methylation
Molecular function (GO): protein-lysine N-methyltransferase activity; nucleic acid binding
Source: RefSeq, a predicted model, not a curated record